This is a messenger RNA of Mycotypha africana, 1294 nucleotides long. RefSeq lists its product as uncharacterized. Lineage: Eukaryota; Fungi; Mucoromycota; Mucoromycetes; Mucorales; Mycotyphaceae. The coding region runs from base 125 to 1267 and encodes 380 amino acids. The record is from RefSeq and is a predicted model, not a curated record. The transcript is spliced from 4 exons.
GGACUGAAUAACUUGAAUUUGGAUUUCAUUAUUGUCCGUUCUUUUAAUCAGUUAGCUUUUCCUAUUUCAAUAUAAUACUUGUACCUCUAUCUUUUUCUUCUCCAGUAUUCAAAAUAUACAUGAAAUGCUUGAAUAUUCAGAGCAACGAAAAUCUCUCAAAUUAAAAAAGCUCUUCUGUUCUCAAACAGAUAAUUUAACAUUUUCAAAAAAGAAAAAAGGUCGUGUGGCACUUGAUAUAUCUGCACCCAUCUUACAGAGUCCAAUGUCAACCAUCGGCCUGGCUAUUUCGACCUCUUCUAAUGAAACAGCAUUUGGCUCAGCCAAUAAACGACGACCACCAGAAGAUAGCCAUCAACUUGCGUAUUUACAGUCAAUCGAUUCACAACGAAACAAAAGUAAUAAUUCUGUAUCUCCCUCGCCUUAUGGAAAUGGCUGCUCAGCACAAUCAAAAAAUGGGAUUAUAACUGAUAAAAACACUUUCCUUGUACAGAAAGCCUCAAGAGGUCGAAACAAUCCAUUAGAUGUACGACGGACAGUUGCUACAGACCUUCGUGGUCACUGUAACCUUCUUAGAGAUCACAAUUAUUACAACUAUUCUGACUCUACGUUUCAGGAAAGUAUCUCAACAGAAGCAAGUAGAAGGCAUUCAUGUUCUUCUGUAGUUAUGUCUACUGUUAAUGUGAGACAACAGCAGCAGCAGCUUCAACCGCAGAAAUGUUACUCUCAUCAUCAACAGGCGUCAACAUUAGAAUCAAGAACUCUUGAAUCGAAGUCAAUAUCAAAAAGUAAUGGAAAGCAUAUACAAAGCAGUAAAUCCUUCAGUAAACUAAAGCAAUGGAAUAAUAAAGUUGGGACAGUAUCAUCUACGGCCGCUGUUUCUAUAGAGUUAAAACCGAGCAGAUCAACACCUUUACGUAAAGUGAAGACUUAUAACAUUCCCAAAAAGCUGACACCUGCGGAGAAAGAGAAACAGCGUAAAAUGCAAGAACUGGAAGACUUGAUUAGUGGUCGCCGAGGGACCUUUAAUAAGUUUUACCAAAAGUCUUUGAAAAUAACAGCAAUAUCAUCGCGCAGAAUUACUUUGAAUAAUCAUUUUAAUAAUGAGGCUUACACCAUUACAUCAGUAUAUAAGUUGCUGAAUCCUCUAUACGUAACCAAAAGACAGAUACAAUACAUAUUGUUCGAAGCAUGCUUCAAGCUCCUAAAUCUUGCCAUUGGUCACAUGUCCAUACACCAAGUAAUGUCUAAUGCCUUAUCGCUGGGUUAAAGCGAUAUAAAAUCGCCUACGUUGACG